Messenger RNA from Sebastes umbrosus (honeycomb rockfish), 4099 nucleotides. RefSeq names its product exonuclease 3'-5' domain containing 3 (gene exd3). NCBI's taxonomy places the organism in Eukaryota, Metazoa, Chordata, Actinopteri, Perciformes, Sebastidae. The transcript has 20 exons. Bases 361 to 2682 code for a protein of 773 amino acids. Gene Ontology annotation, molecular function: 3'-5' exonuclease activity; nucleic acid binding. The record is from RefSeq and is a predicted model, not a curated record. Gene Ontology annotation, biological process: nucleobase-containing compound metabolic process.
UUAAUUUACCCUAAAUUUAGCAUUACAGGCAACUUUACCUACAGUGUGUUUAUCCCUCCUGAUAAACUCCCUCAAUCAAAUAUCUCACAUUGUAGAUAAUGAUGUUUACCGUCAAAAAUAUGACAUAAUACAGGGAUCAAAAUCUGCAAAUCCUGGCGAAUAAAGCUGGAUUUGUGUACAUUGUGAGGGCAAAGGGCUGCCUUGGAUGUUUGCUGCAGGGCAAAUAACACACUGGUCCACUGUUCCCUAAAACUGUACUGAUGCAACUAGCUGGUGACGUCAGUCUACCUGAGGAAAGCUAAGCUAACUGUGAAGAAACAAGCACAUGAGUGACAGCAGCACACCAUCCUGUGGACAGAAAUGGAUCAUACGACUCCUGUGGCAGUGGGUCUUGACCCUGACGUGCUGAGAGACCAACUCUUCGAACUAUGGAACCGGAAAGAUCUGCAGACGCUACAUUUGGCAGCCCUCCAGGGAUUUUCAAAGCUGUCUGAGCCUCUGGAGGCUUUACUAACAAUCCUGGAGGGCUGUCCAGGCAAACAGAAGGGCCGGAGCCACACCCUCGGCAAUCACAUCCUCAUGGAAUUCCAGACAUGGAUGAAGGAACGUCCUCAGGUGACCCUGAGCUCACUCUCAGAGCAGCAAGCGAUGGCGCUUCAACAGCGGGCUCUGAGCUUACUAACAGAUACCCAGUCCAACUUUGUAGAUGGUCUCUUAAACAUCUACCAGCUCAAUUCCCUGGAUCCAGCUGUACUCCGACCGUACAUUAUCAGUCUGCAGGCUCUUCACUGCUACAAAGAGGCAGCAGUGCUCAGCAUAAAGCUGAACUUACAGAAAGAGCUGGAUAUGGAGGAGAUGUGUGUACCACUAAUCUUGCAGAAUAAGAUGGCAUUGGCAGAGUCCUUCGUCACAGGCCACAAUCAUCUAGAACAAAGACUGGUCACAUUGCUGGACUCGUGGUGCCACCCCAGCUUCAGUGUGGAAGAGAUAAGCAUGCGGUUCCCGCGCUUCUCUCUGACCAAACAGUGCUUGAGCCUGAUCCAGCCCAAGAUGCUCACCAAACAUGUCUUCAGACUCGUGGAGAAAUUCAACAUUGAUCAAGGACUGUGUCCCAAUGCUCUGCACAAGAGGAGAUUGGACUCAUUACGUUACCUCAUGUACAAGAGGUUUGUGGAGAAAGGCAUGACAGAGGAGAACUGGAGUGACCACGUACAGUACGUCGUGGCAGAUGACCUUGAGCUGCAGAUCCAUUUGGUGGAGAUGUUGGUGAAGUACGGCGGUCUCCAGAAAGCCUCUCAGUGGUCACUGAGAUACAACCUCCCCAGAAAUCGACUUCCCUGUGGGGUAUGGGAUACGCAGCAGAGUCUACCGCCUGAUCUACAACAGAUAGGUCCGAGUGGCUCAGCAAGAACUGAGCAGUGGAUACCAUCUCGGUCUCACUGUAAGAAGUUCUACCAGGUGCCGCUCACCAAAGACAAGGUUAAUUUUGUGGACUCGCCGGAAGCUCUUCAGAGAUGUCGAAACUUUGUGCUGAAGGAGGGUGGAAUAGUAGGAGUUGACAUGGAGUGGCAGCCCACGUUUGGCUGUAUCUCAACUCAGCAAGUUGCCCUGAUACAGCUUGCAGUUUUGGACCAGGUUUUCUUAUUAGACCUUUGUGCCAACGGAUUCUGUGAACACCCAGACACUAUUAGCUUCAUCAGGAGCUUGUUCUCCGAUGGAAGCCUCCUUAAACUGGGUUAUGGUAUGUCAGGGGAUCUCAAGUGUCUCUUGGCCACCUGGCAGCAGCUUUUAGAGGAGCCAUUGAAGAUGGAGGGGAUGCUUGAUCUUCUUAAUGUACACCAAAAGAUCCAGCGUCGAAAGGUCUAUAGGACUCAAAAUGGAUCCAAAGAGGUUAUGGUAGGAGAGGACUCUGCAGAGAAAGGCCUCAGUCUGCUGGUACAACAGGUCCUGGGACGGCCCCUAGACAAGACGGAGCAGAUGUCCAACUGGGAGAAACGGCCACUGCGCAUCAGCCAAAUUAGAUAUGCAGUGGCAGAUGCCUACUGUUUGCUGGAUGUGUACUCCGUCCUCUCCGGUAACCCAACUUACUUUGGGCUACCAGCAGACCUGCGCAGCAUCUCGUCGAGCAAAUCAGAAAAGAGCGACAAGAAGCAGAAGGAGAAACAGGCCCAUGGCAAAGAGGAAUGUCAGGGAGCUCAAAGGGUCAGUCCCCCUCGCUCCGACACAGAGAAAGGCCUCCUGUGUGGCGAGAAGCCCUCUGAAGACGCCCCCCCUCGGCUCCCUCAGCUCCCCCAGCCCCCCCAGCAGUUGCGGGUGGUGUGUGACAACAUGCUGCAGGGACUCGGGAGGUACCUGCGCUGUUUAGGAGUCGAUGUGGUCAUGCUGGAGAACACUGAUGAUCACAGAGUAGCGGCAAAGUUAGCACAAGCUGAAGGCCGUUUCAUACUCACAUGUGGACAACCGUUCCAAAGUCUGCGGUCCCAGGUAGGCGAGGGUCGCUGUCUGUCCUUAGACUGUUCAGAAAAGGCUAGAGACCAGGCUGUUCGAGUCCUCAAACACUUCAAUAUCCAGCUCACUCCCAGCGAUAUAUUCAGCCGCUGCCAGACAUGCAGGAGCUGCGGAGGAGGCACCAUCAUGCCCUCCUUCGGGCUCUCUGUGACAACUGAAAACUCCAGUAGUUAAGUGGCGCCGUGGAAAAAUCUUCAUGUCCUGCAGCAAGCCAAGAAAUCAGCCGUCUUCAAAUCUUAAAUGAAGGCUCAGAGCUACCAUCUGUGUUCAUUAAAAACAUAAGGCACCGCAGGACCUCACCAUUUUGACCAAGCUUGUUUUGUCGUGUCCAUUUCCAUGAGAAUGCAUAUUUGUUAAUAUCACUGAGACAUUUGUCAUUUUGUAUUUCACUUUCUUCAUAACUCCUUUGCUUUAUUUACUUGUCUAUUAGAUCUCUGCAGGAUCUUUGCAUUUGUAACUAGCUGCUUUUUGAUUAAUUAUGGAUAGAACUUGCUUCCAUCCAGGUUUGCGUGUGUGCGAGACGGUGUGCGUGUCGUGCCUGCCCGUCCGUGGCUUAGCCUUGAGAGUUCAGAGCAGGUUCUGGCUUGCUCUACUCUGGGAAACUUUGAGCUGAGCAAAUAGCUGGGUCUGUUUUCCUGGCUGCCGCCGCACUCGUGAGCCAUGUGUAUGCGCUGCGAGCACUUGUAUGCAUGCGGUCUAUGCGCACUGUAGUGUGCGAAUUGUAAAGUGUUGUGUCUGUGUGGUGAAUUUGUGUGUGUGUGUGUGUGUAAGGCAGAAUACAAAGAGGAGAAUACAGAGUGUACUGAGGGAGAGAUGAGCUUCAUUCCCACAGACAACACAGGAGAUGACACCUCUGCUAUUCCCACACCUCCACUGUCUAGCCGCUCUCUCCCGUCCCGACCUCAGUUACCGCAGAGGCAAACACCGCUCUGCAUGUGCACACAUAGGAGAGGACACACUGUUGCGUUGGGUGGGUGGGUGUCUGCUCCCGAUUUUGCAGUCUUCGCUAAACUUUUCCUGGAUAAAGAGAGACAAACUGGCUUUAAGUGAGCGACUGGAGUGGUUUGAUUUACAGCCCACCUCUAAGUGGAAUGCUGUUUGCUGGGUGGAGCUCAGGUGUGUUUACAAGGCUUUUAGCACUGACAUGCUGUCAGGACGGCCUACAGACGAGUGUGUGUGUGUGUGUGCGCACGUUAGGGGCCGGCAAACAAGAGGUUACUAAUGUCCCACCAUGGGAGACCGUUACCACCUUUACCAUGAAGAGCCAGGACAGCAUGGCCAUGUGAACGUUAGUGAGGCGUAAACGCUCUCUCGACACACACACUCACACACUGAUAUGAUCUUUCUGUAGCACCCCUUUCACGCCAAAGCACCCACUAAGGAAAAAUGUCUGUGUGUGAAUUGGUCAACACAGGUUUUCAUGCUCUAAGACCCCGGUCUACACCUGGUUUUAACAAAGGUCUGACACUUUACGACUUGAAAAGGUGAACUCUGGUCACUAUUGAUACCAUAGCGUUACUAAAGUAAAGUUACACUUACUUAAACUACAUUUUCGUUUUAAAACGCAUAACUUUUGCGACGUUUAUGCCUA